UUGUCUUUCAGUGAAGAUUGUGGCAGGAGACCCUAAAAAGAGUUAUACGAAACAUUUUUUUUUUGCAUUCCUGCCUUGCAGGCUUUCAACUACGUUGAUUAAUCUACGAAACACGACAAUGAAGAUUGAGGAGGUAAAAAGUACCACGAAAACCCAGCGGAUCGCUUGCCACAGUCACGUCAAAGGACUGGGGUUGGACGAAGCCGGGAACGCUAAGCAAACAUCGUGUGGUUUAGUCGGACAGGAGGCAGCGAGAGAGGCAUGUGGCAUCAUAAUUGAGCUGAUUCGCUCAAAGAAGAUGGCAGGGAGAGCAGUUUUACUGGCUGGGCCCCCUGGUACAGGAAAGACUGCCUUAGCUUUAGCUAUGGCACAGGAACUGGGCAACAAGGUUCCGUUCUGCCCCAUGGUGGGCAGUGAGGUCUAUUCAUCCGAGAUCAAAAAAACAGAAGUACUGAUGGAGAAUUUCAGGAGGGCUAUUGGGCUGCGUAUCAAAGAGACAAAGGAGGUGUAUGAAGGGGAGGUGACAGAGCUUACCCCCUGUGAGACUGAGAAUCCAAUGGGUGGCUACGGAAAAACCAUCAGCCACGUCAUCAUCGGGUUGAAGACAGGCAAAGGCACCAAACAACUCAAGCUCGAUCCUAGUAUUUAUGAGAGUCUUCAGAAGGAGCGGGUAGAAGUUGGAGACGUCAUCUACAUUGAAGCGAACAGCGGUGCGGUCAAGCGACAGGGACGAUGUGACACUUUUGCAACGGAGUUUGACUUAGAGGCAGAGGAAUAUGUGCCACUUCCCAAAGGUGACGUUCACAAGAAAAAGGAGAUUGUCCAAGACGUCACGUUGCAUGACCUGGAUGUUGCAAAUGCCAGACCUCAGGGAGGACAGGACAUUUUGUCCAUGAUGGGACAACUGAUGAAGCCAAAAAAGACAGAGAUCACAGACAAACUGCGUGUUGAGAUCAACAAGGUGGUCAAUCGCUACAUCGACCAAGGUGUUGCUGAGCUUGUCCCUGGUGUGCUGUUUGUGGAUGAGGUGCACAUGUUGGACAUCGAAUGCUUCACCUACCUCCACCGAGCAUUGGAGAGCACCAUCGCCCCCAUUGUCGUAUUUGCCUCUAAUAGGGGAAACUGUUUAAUCAGAGGAACAGAGGACAUUAGCUCUCCACACGGGGUUCCAUUAGACCUGCUGGACAGAGUCAUGAUAAUUCGUACAAUGUUGUACACACCUCAGGAGAUGAAGCAGAUCAUCAAGAUUCGGGCUCAGACUGAGGGGAUUAAUAUUAGUGAAGAAGCUCUGACGCACCUGGCAGAAAUUGGUGCAAAGACCACCCUCAGGUACGCUGUACAGUUGCUGACGCCGGGCCGCCUGCUAGGCCAUGUUCAGGGCAAAGAAUGUGUGGAGAGGGAGCAGAUAGAAGAAAUAAACGAGCUGUUUUACGACGCCAAGUCAUCCGCCAAAAUCCUCCAAGAUCAGCAUGAAAAGUUUAUGAAAUGAACCAGAAUUCUUCACUUAAGAUUCACAGGGCUGUAUGUUAUCUACCAGUUGUUACAUGGUUCACUUUAUUUCUCCAUCCCUAUUUCCCAUACUUCCCCACCAUGACUCAUCCUAGUGUUGCUGGCUGUGUCUGAUUUACUGUUUUGUUGUAAUAAAUUUUAAGGGUUUUGUUUUCCCCUACAUUCUGU
Molecule: messenger RNA, 1677 nt
Organism: Thalassophryne amazonica
Lineage: Eukaryota; Metazoa; Chordata; Actinopteri; Batrachoidiformes; Batrachoididae
Gene: ruvbl1
Product: RuvB-like AAA ATPase 1
Exons: 11
Coding region: 119-1489 (456 amino acids)
Biological process (GO): chromatin remodeling; box C/D snoRNP assembly; regulation of transcription by RNA polymerase II
Cellular component (GO): R2TP complex; Swr1 complex; Ino80 complex
Molecular function (GO): DNA helicase activity; ATP hydrolysis activity; ATP binding
Source: RefSeq, a predicted model, not a curated record